Molecule: messenger RNA, 1600 nt
Organism: Aphanomyces astaci
Lineage: Eukaryota; Oomycota; Saprolegniomycetes; Saprolegniales; Verrucalvaceae
Exons: 1
Coding region: 13-1497 (494 amino acids)
Source: RefSeq, a predicted model, not a curated record
GUCAGCUUGCGCAUGUCGACAGAGCACUCGCAACGAAUUCGCCAAGCGUGGAACGACAGUGUGCCGUGGGCGUACCUGGACCCUGUCCAUCAAAACGUUCCUUUGGACGUGCGAGACGCCAGCCUCCGCCCACCGCCUCCACGGGUGCCAGCCACGUUCGACAUCUUCAUUGGCAUUGCCAACUUCCGCGACGGCCCUCGCUGCGGCUUUACGUUGUUCACGGCCUUCUCCCGUGCCCAACACCCUGAUCGAGUGAUCAUCGGAGUGGUGGACCAGACCCAAGACGACGACACAACCUGCCUCGACGAGUACUGCAAGUUGGCCGAAGCGUCCGGCUGGAACGAGUGCAAGUUCAAGUCCCAAGUUCGCGUGGACGCGCGCGAUUCCCGUGAGUCCAAAGGACCGACGCUGGCGCGAUGGCAGCAACAGCAGUUGAUCAAAAACGAGGAGUUUUGCCUUCAAAUCGACUCGCACAGCCAGUUCCUCCAGGACUGGGACACGCUCAUGGUCGACGAAUGGCUCAAAACGGACAACGAGAUGGCCGUGAUGACGUCGUACCCGAUGAACUAUGGAUUCAUGGGGCCAGGACACACUCGCCCAGACCAUUACGCGUCUCACUUGUGCACGUACAACAAGCGCCACAACACCCAUGACGUGCCCAUCAUCGGCGGGUACCUCCUCGUGGACGACCACAACGCCCCGCUCAUGUCGGCUCUAUGGGGGGGCUGCUUGUCCUUUAGCAAGUGCCACGCCGAACGCCGUGCCCCCAACGACAAGCACAUGAACUGGGUGUUCUGGGGCGAAGAGUACCUCCGCAGCAUGCAGCUGUGGACCCGCGGCUACGAUCUGUACUCGCCGUCCAAGUAUGGUAGUGUGGUGUUUCACAACUGGUCGGAUGACAAGGGUAUGAAGAAGCGGUUCUCGGACAACGUAACCCAAGUCAUGACGAAAGAGCAACAUGACAAGGAAGAAGAGCUCGCGUACAAUCGACUGCGCAUGGUGCUAACGUUGCCCUUUGACGGCCCCGUCGACGCCCAAGAAAUCGACAAGUACCACGGCGGCAAAGUGCGGUCGGUGGAGCAAUUUCUGAGGUUUUCAGGCAUUUCUAACGUCGAUUCAAACCUCGAUGAGUACCGAUGUGAGCAACUCCACUGGGUGCCGUACGCUGUGCCAGAAAUCAUCGAAGAGUUUUUGCCGGGGUAUAAGAUGCGGCCAAUGCCAGUAGUAAGACAAGUCGACCAAGAACGAAUGCAAGACCAAUGGAGCCAACUUGUCAAUGGAUCGUGGCGUGGCGAAGAGAAGCAACUGCUGGUGCAACUGCUAGCGCAACUGGAAGCGAUCAAGCAACCUUCGGCCGACCAAGCCCAACACCUGCGGGAGAUGCGGCAUCAACUGGGCCAGCUGACUCAGCCCCACCAAGGACUGUGGCCGUUGGCGUUUGUGUGGCUGGGGCUGAUUUCAGUGUGGUUGGUCUUCAAUCGAAGGCGCACUGCGUGAUUGAUCAGCAAUCGUUGGCUUCUUGGACGAGUUCUUUAGACUAGGACGCGAUUAAGUAAAGUGGAAAGGAACUACUACUACACUGUAUAGUGUGCUACUACUA